AUGAACAAUAAUAUUGUAGAAGAUGAUGAUGAUUUACUUAUUAGUGGGGCUAGGAACAAUAAAAAAGGUUAAAUCAAUUUAGAUAUAUCAAAUUAUUCAUGUAAUAUGUAAGAAAUAUCUAAUACUUAAUAAGACCUGAUAUUACACCAUCAUUCGAUCUAAAUAAUUUUAAAAAGUUCAUCCUGAAUGAAAAUUUGAACAUUAAUGAUUUAUAGGAACUAAUUUUAAAUUUUCAUUUAAGUUCAAUGAAAUUGAGAUUUAGCAUAUGGAGAUUGUUUUUAGGGAUUUUUAAUAUAAAUGAUUCAAUAGAAUAGAAAAUCAACAAGCUCAAUCAAAAUAGAUCAGAUUAUUAAAAUUUAAGCAAGUAAUAUUUAUAAGCUGAAACAAAGAAAGAAUCCAAAAGAAAUAUCAGAAAUCCUUUGUUAUAAAAUUAAUAAGAAUAGCAAAAACCAAAUGUAAAUAAAUCUUAUAAUAAAAGGUUUGGAAUAACUUUUUUGAGAUUAAUCACUUAAAAAGUGAGAUAAAAAAAGAUGUUGAUAGGACUCAUUAAGAUAAGUAGUUAUUUUAAAGUUUAAAGAUAAAAAAUUUAUUGUCAAACAUAUUAUUUAUUUGGAGUGUAAAGAACCCUACAAUUUCUUAUCGAUAAGGUAUGAAUGAAUUGGCAGCUAAUGUGAUUGAAGUUUAUUUUACAGAAGCUUAAGGAUUCAAUCAUUUGGAAGAAAGCGAGGAUAAGAAAUAAAUUGCAAUUUUUUAUGAUACAAAAUUUGCAGAGGAAGACAUCUUUUAAUUGUUUGAAUAGAUAAUGAAUGCUCAUGUUGAUAUGUUUAAACAUACUCCAGAAAGUCAGAAAAAACAACAACUUAUAAUAUAAAGUAGAAUAUAAAAAAUAUAUGAUUAAUAUUUGAAAACAAUAGAUGUGACGUUAUUCAAACAUUUAAAAGUUUAGGAUGUUGAACUUUCUGUAUUUUUAGUUAGAUGGAUUAGGUAUUAAUAAAUAUUAUUGAUUUAGAUGCAUGUUUACAAGAGAAUUUCAUGUUGAAGAUUCUUUAAAAGUUUGGGAUGCCAUUUUUUAUGAUUAUUACCUUACUGAAGAGAAAGCAUGGUUUAUAUUGGUUGAUUGUAUUGUUAUUGCGAUGUUUGUUUAUGUUCGAGAUUAAAGUAGUGGAUUGCUGUUAAUUUCUAGUUCUUGAAAAGGAUGAUCCGAAUGCUUGUUUAAAAAGAUUUCUAAAAUAUCCUCCAGUUGAAAAUUUAGCAUAAUUGAUUUAAGCAGCUUUUAGCAUAAAAGGUGUUUUACAAUCUGCUAAUCCUGAGCAAGCCUUGCUUUAGGAUUAAUUUUUGAUUACAUUUCUUGGAAGUAGAGAUGUCAGUUAGUCUCCAAAAAUAUUUUAAAAUGUUAAGAAUCAAGAAAUCCCUGAAGAAAACAAUAAGUAAAUAUCAUUAUAAAUUAGAUUGUUAGAAGCCACUAAUUUAAAAUAGCCAGAAAUAAUUGAAGUUUAGAUUAAUUAAGCAUAAAUAAUACUUAAAGCAUUAAAUUAAGGAAUUAUGUGCAUUUAGAGAUUUAAUACUGAUAAAUCGGUAAAUGAAGUUAAAUAACUACUUGAAAAUGCGAAAUCAGAAUUAGUAAAAUGUUUAGAUAAAUAAUAAAUUUGA
Paramecium sonneborni is the source of this 1650-nucleotide messenger RNA. The record is from the annotation of a GenBank genome assembly. NCBI's taxonomy places the organism in Eukaryota, Ciliophora, Oligohymenophorea, Peniculida, Parameciidae.